This is a messenger RNA of Kwoniella shivajii, 1212 nucleotides long. RefSeq lists its product as uncharacterized. Gene Ontology annotation, biological process: phosphatidic acid biosynthetic process. The record is from RefSeq and is a predicted model, not a curated record. Gene Ontology annotation, cellular component: endoplasmic reticulum membrane. Gene Ontology annotation, molecular function: ATP-dependent diacylglycerol kinase activity. Bases 1 to 1212 code for a protein of 403 amino acids. Lineage: Eukaryota; Fungi; Basidiomycota; Tremellomycetes; Tremellales; Cryptococcaceae. The transcript is spliced from 4 exons.
AUGGCACAGGCCAUUCCGUUAUCGCCUUCUCCAGUUCCUACCCGAAUACCAUCAAGCUCCCCUCGUCCGACCACGAUUACUUCCACUCGAAGACGCUCAUCAAUAUCAUCGUCAAUUUCCCCUCCACCAAAAUCAACGAACCGCACGAUGAAUGGACACGCCGGCAUCAGCUCACCGAAAGGUAAAAAUUCUAUAGAUAGUAUACCUAAUGGUAAAACACCAAAUAAUGAUGAAUCUGAUGAUGGAAUUAGAAUAAGGAAAAAUUCACCUAGAUCAGCUAGACCUUCAUCUAUAUCGAUAUCAAACAACUUAUCAACAUUACCUACUAUACCUGAUCCUGAUUUUGAUUCAGCAAUAGAUGAUUCACAACAUCAACAACAACAUCAUGGUCCUCCACCACCCGCAUCAUCGACUCAAACGGGAACAGGAGAAAGACCAAUACAUGCAACGAGAAAAAGAAGAUCAAGUAGCAUAAAACGAAAACCAAGUCCAGGUGUGACUCCUACCAAAGCUGUUGACUGGGAGAUUCCAAGAAAAACCUUACAUUCAAGUAUUGGAUUCUUAACGCUCUUCCUGAAUUACAUGAACCCUCCCUCCCUCAAACCACUGAUUCAAACGCUGUCAGCAUUGUUGAUCACAAUAUUAACGACGGACUUCUUCCGAUUGCAAUUUCCAGCUUUUGCAGAAGUAUGGGAGACGUAUCUAGGUUUCUUGAUGCGAGAAAGUGAAAGACAAAAGAUCAAUGGAGUAGUAUGGUAUUUGAUAGGAGUGAUUACCGUACUUGGGUUAUAUCCGAGAGACGUAGCUGUUGUCGCCAUUUUGACUCUCUCAUGGUCAGAUACUACAGCUUCUACUAUUGGUAGAUUAUGGGGUAGAUAUACCAAACCACUUCCUUCUCAUGUACCAGGAAUCAAAUCUCUUAAAUUCGCACCUAGGAAAUCAUUAGCUGGAUUCUUAGCGGCUGCAAUAACAGGUUUCUUGAUUGGCAUUUCAUUCUGGUGGGGAGGUAGUGGAGGUAGAUGGAUCGUAUUGGAUGUAGAAGACCGGGGUCAUGGUUACUGGGGUUUAUGGAUCACUGCUGGUGUAGUAGGUUUAGGUGGGGCAGUCGUGGAAGCACUCGACCUCGGUGUGGAUGAUAAUCUCACCUUACCGAUCUUGUCAGGUGCCAUAGUAUGGGCUUGGUUGGCAAUCACCAAUUUGAUCUUACAGUGA